Messenger RNA from Polyodon spathula (Mississippi paddlefish), 744 nucleotides. Its product is annotated as cilia- and flagella-associated protein 251-like. Bases 226 to 729 code for a protein of 167 amino acids. Gene Ontology annotation, cellular component: cell junction; plasma membrane. The record is from RefSeq and is a predicted model, not a curated record. The transcript is spliced from 4 exons. NCBI's taxonomy places the organism in Eukaryota, Metazoa, Chordata, Actinopteri, Acipenseriformes, Polyodontidae. Gene Ontology annotation, biological process: positive regulation of hippo signaling.
CCUGGUCCUCCCUCUCUCUUUUCCUCUCUCACAUCUCCUCCACACUCUGUGUGUGUGUGUGUUUGCGUGAGUGUGUGUGCGCGAGUGUCUCAGCUCUCCGCUCGCUCUCCUCCACACCCCACUGGUGUCACUGGGAGUAGGAGAGUGGGAUUGACUGGGCCUGGGACGGACGGACAGACAAACAGACGUUGGGCUGACCAGCCCUGCAGUCCGAGGGCAGGCUCGAUGGAGGGAGAUAAAGAGGGGAAGGAGAGAGAGGGGGAGGAGAAGGAGUGUGAUGAAGCUGAGCUGAGCUCUGAUCGGGCAGUAUCCAGGACAGCCUCCUCCCACUCCCCCCUGGGGUCCUCGCUGGAGGAUGUUUCCAGUCCCAUCAUGCACUGGGAGGCACUGGGGCGCCACAUUGAAGAGCUGGAGAGACAAGAGGAGCAGAGAGAGAGAGAGAGAGGAAGGAGAAGAGAGGAGAGAGAAGGGGAGGAGAGAGAGCGGGGGAAGAGAGGACCACAGCCUGGAGAGUUAAGAAGGGAGCCCGCCAGAUUGUCACACCGACAAAGUGUGAAAGCACGGUGGGAGGAGGAGGAGGAGGAGGGAGGAGAUGAAGAGAUCACCAAGCAUGUGAGCGAACUCACCUCCCGGCUCCAGAGUCGCAUGAAUUUGCAGCUUUGCUUCAUCAACAACAGUGAGAGUGAGGAGGAGGAGGAGGAGGAGAAGGAGAGAGGGAGGAAGGUAUGAGCUGAACGUUGAGAA